Molecule: messenger RNA, 1920 nt
Organism: Nestor notabilis (Kea)
Lineage: Eukaryota; Metazoa; Chordata; Aves; Psittaciformes; Psittacidae
Product: monofunctional C1-tetrahydrofolate synthase, mitochondrial-like
Exons: 19
Biological process (GO): tetrahydrofolate interconversion
Cellular component (GO): cytosol; mitochondrion
Molecular function (GO): methylenetetrahydrofolate dehydrogenase (NADP+) activity; formate-tetrahydrofolate ligase activity; ATP binding
Source: RefSeq, a predicted model, not a curated record
GAAGGCUUAUUUUGCUGAAGUUUUGCUUGUGGUUACUGUGUUGCAGCAAAAUCACUGAGAAUGCAAAGAAGUCCUUGGCUUCUCUUAAGAGAGAAAACCCUCGGCUUGAGCCAACACUUGCUAUUAUUCAGGCACAUAAUGAUCAUUUGAUUCAAGAUAUAAACAAGAACUUUGCCAAAGAGGUUGGUCUAAAUGUUGUUCACAUCUGUCUCCCUGAAGGUAGCAGCAAGGACGAGAUUGUCAAUGAAAUCUUGAGACUGAAUGAGGAUCCUAAUGUGCAGGGCCUUGCCCUUGACCUCCCAGAAAGCUUAUAUAGCAGUAAGGUAUUAAACGCUGUGAAACCAGAGAAGGAUGUGGAUGGAUUAUCCAGUGUAAAUCUAGGACGUUUGGUACAUGGUGAUGCCUGUGACUGUUCAGUUCCUCCUACGGCAUGUGCUGUGAUGGAGCUUCUUGAAGAUUUGGGUGGAAAGACGGUGCUGCUGGUGGGAGCCAGUGGGGCAGUGGGUGCUGCCUUGCAGUGCAUGCUGCAGAGGGAGGGAGCUGUGACCGUGAGCUGCCAGUGGAAAGCCCUUCAGCUGCAGACCAAGCUUCAUCACGCAGAUGUGGUGGUAGUUGGCAGUACAAAACCUGAUGAUGUUUCUGUGAGCUGGAUAAAGCCUGGAACCACCAUAAUCAGUUGUUGUCAUGAUUUGCUGUCAGAGAAACACAGCUAUGGUCAGCAAAACAAUCAUGCUGCUGAAAACACUGUUGGUUCUCUCGCAAUAGCAAUGCGAAUGCAGAACAUGGUAAAAACCACAGAGCGAUGGAUCCAGUCCCAGCAGUACAGGAGGUGGGACCUCCGCUGCUUGAAACUGCGGCCCCUCUCCCCAGUGCCCAGUGAUAUUGAGAUUUCCCGAGCACAGAGUCCAAAAGCUGUUGAUGUACUUGCCAAGGAGAUAGGAUUGCUUACAGAUGAAAUUGAGAUCUAUGGCCAAACCAAAGCCAAAGUACGUUUGUCCCUGCUGGAAAGGUUAAAGGAUCAACCAGAUGGAAAAUAUGUUCUAGUUGCUGGAAUAACCCCUACACCCCUAGGAGAGGGGAAAAGCACAGUCACAAUUGGUCUCGUUCAGGCGCUUACUGCACACCUUAAUAUUAAUUCCUUUGCUUGUCUGAGACAACCGUCUCAAGGACCUACUUUUGGAGUUAAAGGUGGAGCAGCCGGUGGUGGAUAUGCUCAAGUGAUCCCGAUGGAGGAGUUCAAUCUUCAUUUGACUGGAGAUAUUCAUGCUAUAACUGCUGCAAAUAAUUUGCUGGCUGCUGCUAUUGAUGCUAGAAUCUUGCAUGAGAACACUCAGUCUGAUAAGGCUUUGUAUAAUAGACUGGUUCCGGUAGUUAAUGGUAUGAGAGGAUUUUCUGCAGUUCAGCUUGCCCGCCUGAGAAGGCUGGGAAUAAAUAAGACUGAUCCUGGGACUUUAACAGAAGAGGAGGUUAGCAAAUUUGCUCGCCUUGAUAUUGACCCAUCUACCAUAACAUGGCAAAGAGUGGUGGAUACAAAUGACAGAUUACUGCGCAAAAUAACAAUUGGGCAGGCAAAUACAGAGAAAGGAUUUGUCCGUCAGGCUCAGUUUGAUAUUGCUGUUGCAAGUGAAAUUAUGGCUAUCCUGGCACUUACCACCAGCCUUCAAGAUAUGAAAGAGAGACUGGGGAAAAUGGUGGUAGCUAAUGACAAGAAAGGAGAACCAGUAACAGCAGAGGAUUUGGGAGUAACAGGUGCUUUGGCAGUUCUGAUGAAAGACGCAAUUAAACCCACACUAAUGCAGACGUUAGAGGGAACACCAGUAUUUGUUCACGCUGGACCUUUUGCUAACAUCGCACAUGGAAAUUCUUCUGUUCUGGCAGAUAAAAUUGCCCUUAAAUUAGUUGGAGAGAAAGGAUUUGUAG